Neohortaea acidophila is the source of this 3922-nucleotide messenger RNA. RefSeq lists its product as uncharacterized. The record is from RefSeq and is a predicted model, not a curated record. Bases 325 to 3834 code for a protein of 1169 amino acids. The transcript has a single exon. Lineage: Eukaryota; Fungi; Ascomycota; Dothideomycetes; Mycosphaerellales; Teratosphaeriaceae.
UGAAGCUCCGGGCACUGCAGCUUUUCCAGUUCUGUUAUUACCUUACUUAUCGCCGCUGCGCACUACUCGAGCACCGCCGUCCUCGCCGUGCGUGCUGGAUCAGGCAGAACAGCAUCACGUCGUACACCGGCUGCAGUGCGCUCCAUCCGCCAGCCUUGCGCUCCCUUCACCAACGCCACGUCCCAGCCUUCUGCAAAACAACCUUUUCCGCAGACUGGUUCCUCGCUCGUGACAUGCAUUAAAUCUCCGACAACCAUCCGCGCAUCUCCCUCCCUCCUCGACGCUGGCUAGCAGUCCUUCCGUUCGCGACUCGCAGGCAUCGCAAUGACCAUGAAGCUGAACAGGGCCAAAAGCAGCACCCGGCUCGCCAAAGCCCCGCAAACGCAGACGCAAGAUGUCACCUUCAGAGCCUCCAUCGACGACCUGCGCCACCCGGACGGCCGAGAGUCCCUCCGACAACACUUCACCGGUGCCUUUCCAGAGACCCGAGCUCGUCGCCCCUCCAUCUCCCCCAUGUACAGCUUCGACGCAGACCACAAGAGCAACUUGACCCGAUCCACUUCGCACGCCGCUACAAGUCACACCUCCCUCGAUGUGCCGACUCCUUCGUCAGACAGCCUGCGCAGUAAUGAAAUACAGAGGCUAUCCACCGUGCGCGAAUCUCGCUCGCCCAUCGAUAUCUCUCAAGCCAUUCAGCUGUUGGAGGAGAUCAAGAAGACGGCCACCGCCGCAGAGUUGGUUGCGCUGCACAAGGCUCUGCUGCCCAGGAGGGAAUCUGCUUUACCAAGUCCUAGAUUACCAUCGCCCGCACAGGAAUACUUCUCAGGCACUCCACCCGGCGGCUUCACCAGGAUGUCGUCCAUGCUCCCUCCCGGUAUCGCCACCCGGGAUGCCUCUCAUGAUCCCCUAAAGACUCCCGAAGUGGCUGCCGCGGAAUCCCAGCAGCGUCGCCUUUCCAAACGCCAGUCGAAGAAAGAAAGUCUUCGAGCUCUCGAUCUUGCCACCAAACAAGCGUGCACCACCCUACCACGUGCGGCUACGCCUUCCGACUUUGAUGCUCGUCACAUGGGCGCUUUUGGACCAGGCACAUUGCGCAUCACCAACGGUACGGCUUCUCCGGAUCCGAGUGUUGUAUAUCAUAGCACUGCGGAGGACUUCCGCACUGCGCCUUCAACCCCAAAUGAAGGUCACGCCAUCCAAGCCGCAUCUCGGCCUUCUGUUGACCAUCCGAGCGGGGACGACGCCACUCCCUCCACACCUCUUCCGGUGCAGGUAAUGCCGAACGCUUCUCAAGACGAUGCUACUACCGCCAGCCUCGCACAACUGGCCGCCCACUCAUUGCCGAAGCCACGGAGCAGGCGAGCCAGCGAGGCAGCCAAGUCUGGCAUCCCCGUCCCAGAGGAGAGGGACGACUCAUCGCCGCGCAUGUAUCGUCCAUUCCGCCCCGAAAGAAAUCCAGAAUCGUCGCCGUCGCGUCCGAAUACCGGCCGAUCCAGGGCUUCAACUCGAUCACAACUCCCGGUUGCCGUCGAGAGUAGCCCCUCACGCUCCAUGAACGAGAAAGAAGUCGCCCCGCAUAGUGCUGGCGAUGACCAGAAUCUAAAUGCGCCGGCUUCGAACAACAUCAUCCAAUCCGAUGAGCAGCAUGAUCCCACUCAGCAACUUCAGCUACCUCGCUUUGCCCAGAGGUGGAGUCAUCGCAUCUCCUUUCUACCACCUGAAGACGGCUUGGACACUCAACUCCCCUCCACUCCUGGAGAGAACAGUACGGCGUUGGUCAAUCUAGCCCGACGACUAAGUCUUGUGACCGAUCUUUCCAGUCGGGACAAGAACCCAGCCGUUGAAACGCCGGUCUCCGCCAAAGAGAUGCCCAAUGCACCAGCAUCGAAGCAGAAUGGCAAUCUUGACCAUGUGGCGGCUAGCAGCGACCUCAAUUCUCCAGGUGUGAACGUUGCUGCAGAUCCCAUGUCACCUGUCGUCAGGCGUGAAUCGUACCCCGAAAAGCCAGACAGUGGAUACGGCUCAGACGCUUCCAAUCAUGCGAUUGAUCGCAAAGAGCCAAAGGAAGCUGGAAUGGUUUACAGACCACUCAAUGCCCCUGCUCACCAAGCCUAUGCCGGUCUUUCCCCAAAUGCGGAUGAAGUGAGUCUGUACUCGUUCAACGCCAUCUUGAACUCGCCAUCCCUCCUGUCCGGGCUCGGGACGGCUUCUCCUCCGCAAAAUCGUGGGAGUAAGAAGCACCUUUCUUUGCUCGGCAUUAGCAAGAACAAAACACCGGAUCUCCCUGCCGUACACCAGGAUGAUACCAUGCAGAACAGCGACAUCAAACAGACACCGAAUCGAUGGUCGAAGUCGCAGAAGAAGCUACAGAAAGCCAUGCCCGCAUCCGUGCGCGCAGAACUGAAGGCUCACAAGGUGAAGCUGGAAGCCGCCAAGCACUCCAAGGAUGUCGCAGUGAUACCUGACAUACCAGUGGAUGUGGUGACUGCAUUUCACCGACGGUCCGAUAGCGAUCCUUCGAGAGAUGUGACAAUUGCACAAUCGACGCCGACAGAACCCUUAGAGCUUCUCGCUAGCCUGCCUGCAGAGCCGACCGCCACUCUUCCAGUGCUGACGGCAAUCCAACCGAGCAUGACCGGCAAUCGUAGCAUCAACACGGAGCGCAGUGGAAGUACGACACCCAGAGCGAAUGCGUACCAGCGGUCUUCCUAUCAGCCCAGCAACCUCAAUUCGGAACCCGUUGACAACCGCCCGAGUGUGGAUACUGUGCGCCACCGACCUUCGGGCAUCAAUGCAAUCGAUCCCGCCUUGUUGGCGCGCUUCAGAAGCCGCGGUAAUACGAUGGAACGCAAAGAGGAGUCGAUUGCUGUGCCGGAACCGGCUAUCCUCAAGCCUCGCCAUCUGUCAAAGGUCGACACGAGACAGUCACUGCAGCGUAGCAACGACGUUGGCGCAGAGCGGGAUCUCAGAGGUCUCCCGGGCUACGAAACGCAAAGCAUCGCGGACGCGGUCAAAAAGGCCAUGGAAGUCCAGAAGGGGUAUGAAACCGAGAGCAUUGCAGAGACGGUCAAGAAGGCAAUGGGUGCCCGCGCUUCUCGGGAUUCGCCGCAGACCGAAAGCCUCCAGACGGCGCCACUUCGCAAAUCCAAGUCGAAGAAGAGAUCAAGACUGCCACAGACUUACGAAAAGGAAGAUUCAAGCCACCACGCAGACGAAUCGAGUAAUGGCACAGCUCAGAUCGCCAAGCCAGCUCCCCUCACCGAGCCGCCAGAAGUCAGCUGGGAAGAGCACGCCAAAGCGUGGCGGGCGCGGCGGCAAUCGGCUGGGGAAGCACUCGGCCGACCGGUGCUUGAUCUGCAGGAUGACACGAACGGAAAGCCGGGAAGAAAGUCGACCUCUUCAGUACACACGAUCGUGCGCAAGCCUGUGCGAUCUAGCAUCGUCACGAAAGCAGACGAGAUAAAGACUCACCACCGUUCGGGCUCUGCUGAAGUCCACGCGGAAUUCUACCGUGAUCUUAUCGGAGGCGACGAUGCUGCAUCCGUCGUAGACCAUGGGGUCGGAUGGAGGGACUCUACCGGCACAUUUGCCACCGUUUUGGGAGACCGCGAUGCAGGCAUGAAGAGCGCUCAAUUGGACACGGCAUACCUUGCGAAAUCCUAUGUAGCCGCGGCCGUGCGCGUUGUACGCACUACGAGCGGCCGCGUCGUGACGGCUGAUGGGAACUAUCACCCUUAUUCCCCCGCCGAGGCGGAGAGGAUCAAUCUGGCGCGUGCGGUGAGUCUGGCGAAGUUGACUGGCGGUGCUAGCAGUCAGCCAAUGGUGUCUGUGUAGGGUUUGGGAACGCGAAAGGAUCUCCGAUGUAACGAAUGCCUACGUACAUAGUCGAGUUGGCAAGUAACACAAUGAUACCUACCUAGCC